This is a messenger RNA of Cladophialophora immunda, 2439 nucleotides long. RefSeq lists its product as uncharacterized. The coding region runs from base 1 to 2439 and encodes 812 amino acids. Gene Ontology annotation, molecular function: DNA binding; zinc ion binding; DNA-binding transcription factor activity, RNA polymerase II-specific. NCBI's taxonomy places the organism in Eukaryota, Fungi, Ascomycota, Eurotiomycetes, Chaetothyriales, Herpotrichiellaceae. The transcript is spliced from 2 exons. The record is from RefSeq and is a predicted model, not a curated record. Gene Ontology annotation, biological process: DNA-templated transcription; regulation of DNA-templated transcription.
AUGAGUCUGGAAGCCAAAGAGGCCUCGACUGCAAGUGGUUCCAAUGCCGCCGACCGUGUCGUCAAGAAGAGAGCUUCGCAAGCCUGCCACCACUGCAGGACCCGCAAGGUGAAAUGCGACCUGGUCAAAUCCGGCGUCCCUUGCCACAACUGCUCCUCGGAUGGCAUUGAAUGUGUCAUCCUCGAAUCGAGACGGAGCAGGAAGUACCGUCUUCAGAAGCGCCAGGCGAGUCGCCCCGUUGCACUCCCGGCCAUCUCUCAGGCGCAGCCAAAGACCACCUCCGAGCCACCUGCUACAAGCUCGCAACUCCCCGGUGGUUCACCUGAUGCAGCUCCAGCACUCGAAGUCGCUGGCCCAGGCCAAUCGAAUCAUGGUAAGACCUCCGAGAUGGCUGCGCUGUCGGCCAACGCGUUAGUGACCCAAGAACCCUCUGUAGUGCACCCCCUCGUACCACGCAACUUUCAGACCGCUCUUGUCGUCCCCCGAAAUGACAGUCAGGGCCCCCCGACUCAAGCAGGUACUGCUUCUAAUGCCUCCGUCGUGGGAGCCGUCACCACUGAUUUGCCGCCGUACAUCCGCCCUUCUCGUCCGGAUAUUCGGCAGGACGACUUGGAGUUCCUGCGUCGCCGGGGGGCUUUGAGCUUGCCCUUCGGUGAGCUCCAUGAUCAGCUGAUUCGAUCUUUUGUGCUAUACGUGCACCCGUUCAUGCCGAUCGUGGAUCUUGAAGAUUUUCUGGGUGCCCUAGACGACAAAGAUGGCUCUCCGAAAAUCAGCCUUGUCGUCUUCCAAGCCAUACUGUUCUCGGGUACUGCAUUUGUCGAAUUACCACUUCUCCAAGAAGCAGGCUACGAAAGUCGGAGAGCUGCAAGAGCAGAUUUCUACCAAAAGGUCAAGCUACUCUACGAUUUCGACUGGGACACAGACCGGAUUGCCCUGAUCCAAGCAUUGCUCCUACUAAACUACUGGUAUGUUUCGGAGAACGACCAAAAGGACCCCUGGCAUUGGCUUGGCGUCUGCAUUUCCCUUGCCACCAGCAUUGGGCUGAAUCAGCCCUUCACUCAUGCGCAGAAGGAUCCCAAAACUAGAGCUUUGUGGAGACGAAUAUGGUGGAGUUGCGUACACCGGGACAGAAUCAUCUCGAUCAGUAUGCGAAGACCAAUGCGAAUCAAGGAUGAGGACAUCAGAUUGCCACCUUUGAGAUUGGACGACUUCGAAACCGGGCCUAUCCGCUCAGCUAUCUUGUCCCUUCAAGGCAAUGCCUUUCUCACGGAUAGAUAUGUGAGAUCCAUGUUGGCUGACAUGUAUAUCGCAAAGCUCAAACUGCUACUCUUCAUUGGACAGAUCCUCAAACACUUCUACCAUCUGCGUGGCUUUGGUGGCUCCACAGCCGAGUCCACCAUGCUUUAUACUCCCAGAAGAUCUGAGGUCAAUGGGAAGCAAUAUCUGGAUCUGCAACAUGACCUUGAUCAGUGGUACAGAGAGCUCCCUCCCAGUUGUUGGCUGGUAACGAGCAGCAGCAGCGUUGAUCUCGAUCCUUCAACUGCAGAUUCUCUUCUCAUGCACCGGUCAACAUUGAGAAUGCUCUACCUGAUGGCAUCUGAAGCUCUCAAUCGCCCUCAGUCAUUAUCCAAGCGACCAAGUGGCUCGGAGAAUAGCCCGACAUCAAAGGUGAAAGAAGCGGCAGAGAAGAUCGCCGAAAUGACCGAAUCUCUCCAAGAGCGAGACCUAGUCAGAUUUCUCCCACCACUGUCGGUGAGUUUUAUGCUGCUCGCCCUUGCCUCCUUCCUGGUGGAUAUCAAAACGAAGGGGCAAAACGUCGGAGCCCUUCCAGGACACCAAUUUCAUGUUUGUAUCCGAGCACUACUACGCUUGCGAGAAAUCUGGCCAAUUGCCGAUGCUGCCUGCUUUCUGAUCGGACAGAUGAUUACCAAGCAUCAAGUCGGCAAGGUUUCGACGCCUGGUGCUCAGCCCGCACCUAUGGAUGCAAGUAAUGCUCCGUCAAACGUAUGGCGACCACCUGAAAUGCCCCAGGAAAAUACACCUGCUAUUCCUCAAUUUGAGCAAAUACCUGGAGCGGAAAUGCCCUUCAGUUCUGCCGAUAUAAGCGAGCCAGCACCGUUCGGCACUCAACCAGAGGUGGUCUCCACUACGUCCCAGGGGUUCGUUAUACCCUACAAUUGGUCAGACGAGGACUUCGAAGGCGACUAUGGGGUCAUGGUUGAGGCACACGCAUUGAAUAUGGAUCUUGCCAUGCCGGACGCAGAGGUUUUGGGUUUCUUUGGCAACGGUAUGUUUGACUUUGAACCAUCGCCGCACCAUGAUCAGGCUGGACAAGACGGCAUGUCGUAUGCUUCGCAGCGACCUUCGGUCUGCGAGGCUUGGAUUCCAACGGUCGCCAAUCAGUAUAUGGACGCUUUUCGUACGCCAAGGUCGAUCUAA